Molecule: messenger RNA, 1404 nt
Organism: Entamoeba invadens IP1
Lineage: Eukaryota; Evosea; Mastigamoebida; Endamoebidae
Product: leucine rich repeat containing protein BspA family protein
Exons: 3
Source: RefSeq, a predicted model, not a curated record
GGUUGUGCAAUUCUUUAUGUUUCAAAAUUCUUUUCUAAAAUUGAUGAAUUAAAAACACUUGAAACCACAUGUAAGAAGUUUUCAGACACAAUUUCGAAAUUACAGAAUAACCCAUUUCCUUUAAACAAAAAGACAGUAAAGUACUUUUCGAGUCUGACAACACUCAACAUUUGGUCUGAAGAAGACGACUUUUUUGGUCACAACAUUUUCUCGAACAAAAAGUGUUCUCAAGAGGACGCGCAUUCUUUUUUAAAGAUAAACAUCUGGUGCGACGUGUCUUACAGUUUCACUCAAAUGCACAAAGACUCCAACAUUUCAUUUAAGAACGUUAUAUUCACCAAAGAUGAUCUUGAGAAAUAUGGCACGGCAAUACCGCCAAAUGUCAAACGCCUUGGCAAGCAGUGUUUUACAACACUGACAAUUAAUAAAGUUGACAUCCCCAAUUCCGUGUCUCGUAUUGGCGAUGGGUGUUUCUCGUUAUGUUUAUCAUUAAGUUCAGUGACGUUGCCAUCCAAUUUACUCACUCUUGGAAAUUACACUUUUAAUAAUUGCAAUUCCCUUGUCUCGCUGCAACUCCCAAAAAGUGUCUCAAAAAUUGGUGAAAGCUGUUUUCUGUAUUGCAACAGUCUGACGUCCGUGACCCUGCCAGACGCGAUUUCCGAUAUUCCAAAUAAUUGCUUUAAUAAUUGCGUCAAACUCCAAACAAUCGAAUUUCCAUCAAAAGUCCGCGGGAUCGGGUUAAACUGCUACAACGAGUGUUAUUCCCUUGAAAAAGUCCACAUUCCAAAUUGUGAGUGUUUUAUUGGCGAUUUCGCGUUUUCGAAUUGCUCCAAAUUAGUCGAAAUUUCCAUUGAAGGAAGUGCGCAAAAAAUCGGAGAAAGUUGUUUUGAAAAUUGCGACUCUUUGGAGGUCAUCAAUUUGCCACAAAGUGUCUCGGUUUUUGGAGAGUCAUGUUUUAAUAAAUGCGCCAAUUUAAUUAAAAUUGUUUUACCAACAAGUCUGAAAGCACUUCCAAAUUACUGUUUCAGGUUGUGUUCUAAAAUUAAAGAAAUACAAAUCCCAAGUGGAGUGUCGAAUAUAGGCGAUUAUUGCUUUAGUGAGUGCGCAAAACUUGAAAAUGUGUUAAUACCAAAAAGUGUCAGUGAUAUUGGAGAAGGGUGCUGUUAUCAUUGUGAAAGUCUGAAAACACUUGAAAUCCCUCGAAACGUGAAAAUUAUAAAGACCAAAUGUUUCUCUGGGUGUACAUCACUCGAUAUCACUGUGCCAAGUACUGUAACUUCAGUUGGUAAAAACGCUUUUGAAAAAGAAAAAAAGGGCACAAGUAAGUUAGUAAGUUAUUGCCAAAUUUUGGCAAUGUACAAUACUAUCUUAAUUGAUUUUACUAUAAACAAUGAUGCUGUUUAA